Aegilops tauschii subsp. strangulata is the source of this 2551-nucleotide messenger RNA. NCBI's taxonomy places the organism in Eukaryota, Viridiplantae, Streptophyta, Magnoliopsida, Poales, Poaceae. The record is from RefSeq and is a predicted model, not a curated record.
CACAAGCGGCAUAUAGACAGAGGACGGAGCAGAUUGGCAUCCUCCUUCCUUUCUUCCUCCCCCGUCGCCGGGCUCACCACCGCCGCCGCCUCCUCCCCCCGCCCGUCGCCUCCUCACCGUCGGCCCCAGCCACGCCGCGCCCCUUCGCAUCCUCUGCUCUCCGCCCGUACAGAUCCGUCCGGCGAGCAUCCUCGGCCCGCUCCCGACGGGCUCGCCGCCGCCAGGACCUCACCGCCCGCCCUCCUCACCACGAAGAGAACCGAGGUCCGCCGCCCAAGCUCCAAUUUUUCGUCCGGGGAACAGAACCCAACCGUCCGCCGCCUUCUCUGCUCAACUGAAGAGAUCGUGAUUCCUCGCUGCUUGCUUGGGCGUACGAGGGAGCCCCCAUGGCGGGGCUAGAGGAGUUGAAGAAGAAGCUGCAGCCCUUGCUGUUCGACGACUCGGACAAGGGUGGCGUCAGCACCCGGGUUCCCUUCCCGGAGGACACAUGCGAUUCCUAUGUGGUGUCUGAUGGUGGAACAAUAAAUUUACUGAGUAGAUCGUUUGGUGAGUAUAACAUCAAUGAGCAUGGCUUUCAUAAGCGAAGUACUGGGCCAGAAGAGCCAGAUACCGGUGAGAAGGCAUACCGAUGUGCAUCUGAAGACAUGCAUAUAUUUGGUCCCAUUGGAAGCGGAGCAAGCAGCGUUGUUCAGAGAGCUAUUUUCAUACCAGUUCAUCGAAUUCUGGCCUUGAAGAAGAUAAACAUAUUUGAGAAGGAGAAAAGGCAACAAAUUCUUAAUGAGAUGAGAACGUUAUGUGAAGCAAGUUGCUAUCCUGGUUUAGUUGAAUUCCAGGGUGCAUUUUACAUGCCCGAUUCUGGACAAAUAAGCAUUGCCCUUGAAUACAUGGAUGGUGGCUCUUUAGCAGACGUUAUAAGAGUCAAGAAAUCAAUAUCAGAGCCAGUUCUUGCGCAUAUGCUACUGAAAGUAUUACUUGGCCUGAAGUACUUGCAUGAAGUAAGACAUCUAGUGCAUAGAGAUCUAAAGCCAGCGAAUAUACUGGUAAACCUCAAGGGAGAGGCAAAAAUUACAGACUUUGGUGUAAGUGCUGGUUUGGACAAUACAAUGGCUAUGUGUGCUACCUUUGUAGGAACCGUGACAUAUAUGUCACCUGAGAGAAUUCGUAAUGAGAACUACUCUUAUGCUGCUGAUAUUUGGAGUCUUGGACUAACGAUAUUGGAGUGUGCUACUGGUAAAUUUCCAUAUAAUGUCAAUGAAGGCCCAGCCAAUCUCAUGCUGCAGAUACUCGAUGAUCCAUCACCAGCACCACCAGAAGAUGCCUAUACACCAGAAUUUUGUUCCUUCAUAAAAGAUUGCUUGUGGAAAGAUGCUGAUGCAAGGCCUACAUGCGAGCAGCUUUUGUCACACCCAUUCAUCAAGAGGUAUGAGCAAACUGGUGUGGACUUGGCAGCAUAUGUCAGGGGUGUUGUUAACCCAACAGAAAGAUUGAAGCAAAUAGCGGAGAUGCUUGCUGUUCAUUAUUACCUCCUGUUUAAUGGCUCUGAAGGACCUUGGAAUCAUAUGAAGACAUUCUACAGGGAAGAAUCAUCUUUCAGUUUUUCAGGGAAUGUGUAUGUCGGACAAAGUGCCAUAUUUGAUACUUUAUCAAAUAUAAGGAAGAAGUUAAAAGGUGAUCGGCCUAGAGAAAAAAUUGUUCAUGUUGUUGAGAAGCUGCAUUGUCGUGCGAAUGGGGAAACAGAAAUCGCUAUCCGUGUGUCUGGAUCAUUCAUCACGGGCAACCAAUUCCUAAUAUUUGGUGAAGGGUUGCAAGCUGAAGGGAUGCCCAGCCUGGACGAAAUCAAUAUCGACAUUCCAAGCAAGCGGGUAGGCCAGUUCCGGGAGCAGUUUACCGUGCUUCCAGGGACUUCCAUGGGAUGCUACUACAUAGCAAAGCAAGACCUCUACAUCGUCCAGUCCUGAAAACAAUGUAUAAAGUGUAAGAUCUAAUUUUUGUUGUCAACCAAGCUUUCAGUUUGAUGGAUUGCUCUUAUUGCCAUCGAUCAUUUGUUUGCUUAUGAGAUUGCUUGGUUUGCAGUUAUGUUCCGUUUGUGCCGUCAAUGUCCAUGAUGAAAGCUACGUCAUGGUUUCCACGCCUCGCGACCCCAUAACUUCGACAUGCUUCAGAUCACAAUGCAGUCCUGCUACCAUUGACAUUGAUUCCAUUUCUUCUCGAUGCGAUCAAUCAAACUUGUAGCUGAAACAUAACUUGAUUGUUGUUUGUAAGGUGGUAAGGAAAAUGAAGCGAUUCUAAUGAUUCAUGUGUGUAGAUAGAUACUCUUGACACAUGGUGCGGGUUUAGUCGAGGCUGCUCAAUUUCUGUUGUAGAUGAGAAGAUUGCAUCGUGUGUGCGCUAAUAAGUGACACAUCUCAAUGUAGGUUUGUAUUACUAAUGCUUAUGUGUAAAAGACUAUCUAUAAUUAACUCCGCUGGUACUGUAUCGUUAUGUUUGACAUUUUUCUUUUUUCUUGAACUGGUACUAAGAUGUCUGAGAAGUUCAAAUUUGACGUACUUUA